AUGGAAGUCUACGUGGACGAUCUGUUGGUUAAAAGCAAGAAGGCCGAACAACAUCUUGCCGACCUCCGUGAAACUUGUGCAAUGCUGAGGGAGUAUAAAAUGAAGCUUAACCCACAUAAAUGUGCCUUUGGGGUAGAAUCAGGGAAGUUCCUGGGCUUCAUGGUUUCAGAUCAAGGAAUCAAGGCUAAUCCUGAGAAGAUCAGAGCCAUCAUGGAUAUGCCACCACCGAGGAGCAUUAACGAAGUUCAGAAGUUAACAGGGAGGGCAGCCGCCCUGGGCCGUUUCAUCGCCAGAUCAAUCGACCGGUGCCUUCCUUUCUUCAGUGUCCUCCGAAAGGCACGGGAAUGGGAUGAAGACUGUGGUAGAGCUUUUAACGAACUGAAGGAAUACCUAGGUCACCCGUCGCUGCUCAGUCAAACUACACCAGGAGCAAACCUGACCGUGUAUCUGGCAGUGUCACCCAGUGCAGUGUCUUCUGUGUUAACCCAAAUAGAGGUAGGAAUUCAACGCCCAGUUUAUUACGUUAACAGAGCUUUUCGAGGUGCAGAAGCCAGGUAUCCCCGGACAGAAAUGCUUGCUUUCGCGUUGGUAGUCACUGCUAGGAGGCUAAGGCCCCACUUUCAGGCCCAUCCCAUAAAGGUCCAGACCGAUGUACCUCUGAGGAAGAUACUGCAAAAACCCGACAUCUCAAGCCGAAUGACUAGCUGGGCAAUUGAAUUGAGCGAGUUCGAAAUUGAAUACCUCCCUCGGACGACAAUAGAAGGACAAGUGCUAGCAGACUUUGUAGCUGAGUUCACGAACUUCCCAGAAGAAGUGAUUAGCGGCGGCGCUGGAGUGCACAUAGUGACAGACUUAGGUGAGAGGUUUGAUUACGCUCUCAAACUCAAGUUCAAGGUCACCAACAACGAGGCAGAAUAUGAGGCACUCAUGUCUGGACUAAGGCUAGCCAGGUCCCUUGGCACAACUGAAGUCGAAGUAAAAGCCAACUCACAGAUAGUGGAAGCGGAUCGACUAGCUAAGGCCGCUUCAGGGCAAGAAGAUGUCCCGCUUCCGGACCACGUGGUCGCCCAAAUUGUCGAUAUAGCUGCGGUGGGGAUUCGGGUGUCAACUAUCGAGGUCCUACAGCCCCCGGGAUGGGCCACGGAUAUUUUGAGGUUUCUUCAAGAGGGAAUAAUCCACAAUGAUCGGGAAGAAGCCGGAAAGGUUAGGAAUCGGGCAGCUAGAUUUACGCUGGUAGAGGGGAUCCUAUAUAAAAGGGGCUACACCGAGCCUCUGUUUAGGUGCAUUUCUUCCGAUCAGGCUCAGUACAUGUUGGCGAAAAUCCACAAAGGAGUUUCCGGCAAUCAUGUGGCCAGGAGAACAUUGGCGUUACGAACUGCUCGGGCAAGGUACUACUGGCCUAAUGCUCACAAGGAUGCCGAGGAGUUUGCCCGAAAGUGUCUUAAAUGCCAAGAAAACGCCCCUAUACCUCAUUGCCCACCUGCAGAGCUUACCUCAGUCAACACCUCGUGGCCCUUUGCCCAAUGA
Messenger RNA from Juglans regia (Persian walnut), 1527 nucleotides. RefSeq lists its product as uncharacterized. The transcript is spliced from 3 exons. Lineage: Eukaryota; Viridiplantae; Streptophyta; Magnoliopsida; Fagales; Juglandaceae. Gene Ontology annotation, molecular function: nucleic acid binding; RNA-DNA hybrid ribonuclease activity. The record is from RefSeq and is a predicted model, not a curated record. The coding region runs from base 1 to 1527 and encodes 508 amino acids.